UGAUGGGGUGGUAAGGGAGAGGGUGCGAGAGUGCCACAGUCCAGUUCAAACUAAUUAACUUCACUGGUUUGCUUUUUGUUUUGAUUGUCACCAUGUUGCGGGUUGUGGUAGAAUCGGCUCAAGGUCUGCCUAAAAAGAAGGUUGGAAGUCCUGAUCCGAUUACAACAGUGUUUUUUAAAGAUGAAAAGAAGAAAACAAAAUCGAUUGACAGUGAGCUGAAUCCUGUAUGGAAUGAGGUGCUUGAGUUUGAUCUGAAGGGCAACACACUGGACUCCAGCUCCUACCUAGAUGUGAUUGUGAAAGACUAUGAGACGAUUGGGAAAGAUAAAUUCCUUGGGUCAACCAAAAUCUCUUUGAGAGACCUUGCCUCAGGUCAAGUUAAAUCACUACCAUCUAAAAAUGUGCCUUUGGUCAAUGAAAGUGGACAGAGUAUUGGAGCUACAAUCAACCUUGUAAUUGCCUACGAUCCUCCAGCCAAUGCUGUACCAAACCCUAAUGACCCUCAAGCAGGAGAUGCCACAGUGGAUGCUGGUGGUGAUGGUGAUGGGGGUGAUGAUACCGCACUUGAUGGGGCCCAGAGUGGCUCUGCAGGGGUCGCCUCAUCCCCUGGUAAGCCCGGUAAACCUGCUAACCUACGCCAGCGGCUGGCCAGGGCACAGAAUCGCCACAGGCUAGUCAAUAAACCUCAGGACUUCCAGAUCCGUGUCCGGAUCAUCGAGGCCCGUCAGUUGCCCGGCAACAACAUCAAACCAGUGGUGAAGGUGAAUGUGUGUGGACAGACCCACAGGACCCGGAUCAAGAGGGGAAACAACCCUUUCUUUGAUGAGAUGUUCUUCUACAAUGUCCACAUGCUACCAUCAGAUAUGUUUGAACAGAACCUCAGCUUUCGGGUGUAUAACUCCUAUUCACUGAGGGCUGACAGUCUCAUGGGAGAAUUCAAGCUGGACGUUGGUUAUGUCUAUGAUGAGCCAGCCCACUGUGUCAUGAGGAAGUGGCUUCUCUUAAAUGACCCAGAUGACUCCAGCUCUGGAGCUAAAGGCUACCUCAAAGUCAGCCUCUUUGUGGUGGGGGCUGGGGACGAGCCUCCGGAGGAGAAAAGGGAGUCUAAUGAUGACCAAGAUGACAUAGAGAGUAACCUGCUGAUGCCAGCUGGUGUCACACUGCGAUGGGCUACCCUGUCGCUAAAGGUGUUCAGAGCUGAAGACAUUCCCCAGAUGGAUGAUGCAUUUGUCACAACAAUGAAGGAAAUCUUUGGAGGAGAUGGAAACAAGAAGAACCUGGUGGAUCCCUUCUUAGAAGCUCGUUUCGCAGGCAAAAAGCUGUGCACUCAGAUCAUCGAGAAGAAUGCAAACCCUGAGUGGAACCAAUUAUUGAACCUCCAAGUGAAGUUUCCCUCUAUGUGUGAGCGUGUCAAACUGACAGUCUUUGAUUGGGAUCGUUUGACUGGAAAUGAUGCUAUUGGUACCACAUAUCUGAACCUGGCCCGGAUAGCCUCCUCUGGUGGAGAGAUAGAAGAGGAACAUGCGGGAAAUGGGGAAAUACCGUCGUAUGAAGCAAACACAGGAGAGUCUGAAGUGGGUUUUCUGCCCGUCUUUGGGCCCAGCUAUAUCAACCUGUAUGGCAGCCCCAGAGAGUUCAGCGGCCUGCCAGAUCCCUACGAAGAUCUCAAUUAUGGAAAGGGAGAAGGUGUGGCCUACAGGGGCAGGAUCCUUGUCGAGAUGUCCACUAAGCUAGAGGGGAAAAUGGACAAAACAGUAGACAGCAUCCACAGUGAUGACAUCCUGGUGGUACAGAAGUACCAGAGGAGGAGGAAGUACUGUCUGUGUGCAGUCUUCCACAGCGCCACCAUGAUACAAGAACCUGGAGAACCAAUACAGUUUGAAGUCAGCAUUGGUAACUACGGUAACAAACUGGACACCACCUGCAAACCACUGGCCUCCACGACUCAGUAUAGCUGUGCUAUGUUUGAUGGUAACCACUACUACUACCUUCCCUGGGCUGGCACCAAGCCGGUUGUCGCAGUUAUGUCAUUCUGGGAGGACAUCAGCCACCGUCUGGACACAGUCAACAUCAUCCUCUACAUUACUCACCACCUGCAAUCCAACCUGGAGGCAUUUAAAACUGCUCUCUCAGCCAAAGUGUCUGACAACCAACUUACAGAGGUGUGGCUGAAGUUGCUCAAUCAGCUGAUUGAAGACUUAGAAAGUUACCCAACACCUGAGCUGGAGGGCCGACCCAACCUGACAUCUCUGGACAUCCAGUUAAAGAAGAUGCGAGACAGCACCUUGACCACCAUGAAGGAAGGAGCCAGACGCAUGAGGGACGAGGCCAGAGAGAUCAGAGACACACUCACUGAUAUUGAAACCUGGUUGAACAAACUUACACUGCUGGCUGAGGAGCCUCAGAACAGCAUGCCUGAUGUGAUCAUCUGGAUGCUGCGGGGAGAGAAGAGGGUGGCCUACAGUCGCAUCCCUGCUCACCAAAUCCUCUUCUCCACAUACAGUGAACAGGCUUGUGGACGAGACUGUGGCAAGACCAAGACUGUCUUUUUACAGUACCCCAUGGACAAGACCAAGGGCUUGAAGGUGCCAGUUCAGAUUAGAGUGAACAUGUGGCUGGGUCUGUCUACACAUGAGAAAAAGUUCAACUCCUUUUCUGAGGGAACCUUCAGUGUGUUCGCUGAGCUGUAUGAGAACCAGGCCCAGGUAUUUGGGAAGUGGGGAACCACAGGACUGGUGGGACGCCACAAACACUCAGAUGUAACAGGCAAACUGAAGCUGAAACAACAGUACUUCAUGCCCCCCAGAGGAUGGGAGUGGGAGGGCGACUGGUUCAUUGACCCAGAGAAAGCUCUGUUGACAGAGGCAGAUGCAGGACACACUGAAUUCAUGGAUGAGGUGUUCCAAAAUGAGACUCGUUUCCCUGGUGGAGAGUGGAAAUCUGCCUCCGAACCAUUCACCGAUGUGAAUGGGGAAAAGAGCUACAACCCUGGAGAGUUUGAUUGUCCUCCAGGUUGGCAGUGGGAGGACAAAUGGACUGUUGAUGUCAACAGAGCCGUGGAUGAUCAAGGCUGGGAGUACGGGGUGACCAUUCCUCCAGAUGACAAGCCUCGGUCAUGGGUCUCUGCAGAGAAGAUGUACCAUGUCCACCGCAGGAGAAGGCUGGUUCGACCUCGCAAGAGAGCUGCACUCCCUGCAGGAGCAGUUAGAAAAAGUUUGAACCCCGAGGGCUGGGAAUUCUCCUCACUGAUUGGCUGGAAUUUCCACAGGAAGGAGCGUUCUUCAGAUACGUUUCGUCGAAGGCGCUGGAGGAGGAAGAUGGCACCAGAGGACCGCCUUGGAGCAUCUGCCAUCUUCCAGCUGGAAGGGGCACUGGGUGUUGAUACUGAAGAGAAAGAGAAAGGCUCCAAGGGCGACGCCACAAAGUUGUUUGGUGCCAACACGCCCACUGUGUCCUGCUCCUUUGACAGGUCGUAUAUGUACCAUCUGCGUGUCUACGUCUAUCAGGCGAGAAACAUGGCAUCUUUGGACAAAGAUAGCUUUUCUGAUCCGUAUACGCACGUGUCCUUCCUGCAUGUUAGUAAGACAACAGAGAAGCUGCGAGCAACACUGAAUCCAACCUGGGAUCAAACUCUGAUUUUCAAUGAUGUGGAGAUUUAUGGAGACCCUCAGACUAUUGCUCAACGCCCCCCUGAUGUUGUACUGGAGUUCUACGACUACGACCAAGUGGGAAAGGAUGAGCUGCUGGGCCGCAGUGUUUGUACCCCACUGGUGAAGUUGAAUCCAGGAAUAGAUCAAACACCGAAACUGCUGUGGCACCCCAUCUUCCAGAAGGGGCGUCAGACAGGAGAGGCACUGGUGACUGCUGAACUCAUCCUUAAAGACAAGUCAGGUGAGUCAGAUCUUCCCCUGGUUCCUCCAAAGAGAGCAGAGAACCUCUACAUGGUUCCCCAGGGCAUCCGGCCUGUUGUGCAGCUCACUGCGAUAGAGAUUCUGGCCUGGGGUCUGAGGAACAUGAAGCCAUAUCAGCUGGCCGCGGUGUCCUCACCCAGCCUGGUAGUGGAGUGUGGAGGGCAGAGAGUGGAAUCAGCUGUCAUCAAGAACAUUAAAAAGAGCCCCAACUUCCCCAGCUCUGUCCUCUUCAUCAAAGUGCUCCUCCCAAAAGAUGAGAUGUACACACCACCCAUUGUCCUGAAGGUGAUUGACCACCGUCCAUUUGGCAGGAAGCCCGUGGUGGGUCAGUGCACCAUCACGUCUGUGGAGCAGUUCAGAUGCGACCCCUACAUCAUCACUGCAGAGGGAGCCAUGUCUUCUAAAAUGGCUCUCAUGAUGGCGACUCCGGUCAGAGAUGUCUCUAUUAACAUGGAAGAAAGCAGACCACUGCUAGAAGCUCAGGAAAAAGAGACAGUUGAUUGGUGGAGUAAAUUCUACGCGUCAACUGGAGACCAGGAGAAAUGUGGCCCAUACCUCAAGAAAGGAUAUGACACCCUUAAGGUUUACGAUUGUGAACUGGAGGAUGUCCUAGACUUCAAAGGGCUAACUGAUUUCUGCAACACUUUCAAACUGCAGCGAGGCAAGAAUGAAAAUGGGGAUGAUGACCCCUCGGUGGUCGGAGAGCUCAAGGGUUCAUUCAAGGUCUACCCUCUGUCAGACGACCCAAGUAUUGCUCCUCCUCCUCGUCAAUUCAGAGAGCUGCCAGAAAGCGGGCCUCAACAGUGUUUGGUCAGGAUUUACGUGGUCCGGGCUUUAGACCUGCAACCCAAAGACAAUAAUGGCAGUUGUGAUCCAUACAUAAAAAUAUCAGUAGGAAAGAACACGGUUGAAGACAGAGACCAUUACUUGCCUAACACUACCAACCCUUUGUUUGGAAGGAUGUUUGAGAUGACGUGUUUCCUGCCCCAGGACAAGGACCUGAAAAUCUCUGUGUAUGACUAUGAUCUCCUGACCCGCGAUGAGAAGGUUGGUGAGACAGUGAUUGACCUGGAGAACCGCUUCCUGUCCCGGUAUAACGCCUACUGUGGUCUGCCCCAAACCUACUGCAUUUCUGGUAUUAACCAGUGGCGUGACCAGAUGAAGCCAUCCCAUAUCCUGGAGAACCUGGCUCGUCUAAAAGGCCUGUCCAAGCCCAGGACCGAAGACAACGGCACAUCACUCACCUUCAAUGGCAAACAAUACACGCUGGCUCAGUUUGAGGACAACAAGGAAAUUCAUCAGCACUUGGGUCCGGCCCGGGAACGCCUCUGUCUGUAUGUGCUCAGAAACCAGGGCCUUGUACCUGAACAUGUGGAGACCAGGACCCUUUACAGCAGCUUCCAGCCAAAUCUCUCUCAGGGAAAGCUUCAGAUGUGGGUGGAUGUUUUCCCCAAAAGCAUCGGCUUGCCUGGACCUCCCUUUGACAUCACACCACGCAAGGCUAAGAAGUUUUUCCUGCGUGCUGUCAUCUGGAAUACCACAGAUGUGAUUCUAGAUGAGACCAGCAUCACCGGAGAAGAAAUGAGUGACAUCUAUGUCAAAGGCUGGAUGCCAGGCAUGGAGGAGGACAAGCAGAAGACUGAUGUCCACUACAGGUCUCUGGACGGGGAUGGCAACUUUAAUUGGAGGUUUGUCUUUGACUUCGACUUCCUGCCAGCAGAACAGCUCUGCCUGGUGUCCAAGAAGGAGCAUUUCUGGAGUCUUGACAAAACAGAGUUCAGGAUCCCCCCCAAGCUGAUUGUUCAGAUAUGGGAUAACGACAAAUUCUCACUGGAUGAUUACCUUGGCACACUGGAGUUGGAUUUGCGUAACCUGGUUCCUCCUGCAAAGACCCCAGAGAAGUGUUCUCUGAAUAUGAUGGAUGUUUUGGAAAUGGAGGUUCCACAGAAGAUGGAAAAUGCCAAGUCUCUGUUUGCUCAACAGUCAGUCAGAGGCUGGUGGCCAUGCUCCAUUGAAAAGGAUGGGAAGGUGUCCCUGGGUGGCAAAGUGGAGAUGACAUUGGAGAUCGUCAGUGAAACAGAUGUAGAUGAGAGACCUGCAGGAAAAGGCAGGGACGAACCCAACAUGAACCCAAAACUGGACCCUCCAAAGCGCCCAGAAACAUCCUUCUUUUGGUUUACCAACCCCUGUAAGACCAUGAAGUUCAUUGUGUGGCGAAGGUUCAGGUGCCUCUUCAUCGGACUCAUCAUUCUCUUCAUACUGGUUCUAUUCCUCGCUAUCUUUCUGUACUCUUUACCGAACUACAUCUCCAUGAAGAUAGUGAAUCCACUAGGAUAACUCAACAGUGGAGGAGAAGCCAUUGACCCAUUAAGGAAAAUGAAAAUAUCUACAGGAUCACAAUAACUGGGCACAACUACUGCUAAAAAGUCAAUAUCUUUUUUUUACUGCCUAUAGUGUUUUAUAAAGGUCUAACUGGAUGGGAAGGGUUGCUUGCACAUUUGCACUACAUCAACAUACUGCCAUAAAAACUGCUCAGCAAUACAAUAGAAAAUAGGACAUAAAUCUGACUGCUUAACACACACACAAACAAACAAACAAACACACACACACACACACACACACACACACACACACACACACACACACACACACACUCUGAGUGGUCAGAAAAUAGAAACCCCUUGUACACUGUAAUGCAAUCUUAUAUGUGCACAUGAUUGUAAGGUUUCUAUAUAAGCACACUUUAUAUAAAUGAGGUGACAAGUGACUGAUAGGUUUCACAAAGGUAGUAUUUUUACAGGACAGUUGUAUUUGAUUUCAU
This is a messenger RNA of Scomber scombrus (Atlantic mackerel), 6732 nucleotides long. Its product is annotated as myoferlin-like. Gene Ontology annotation, cellular component: membrane. The record is from RefSeq and is a predicted model, not a curated record. Gene Ontology annotation, biological process: membrane fusion; plasma membrane organization. NCBI's taxonomy places the organism in Eukaryota, Metazoa, Chordata, Actinopteri, Scombriformes, Scombridae. The transcript is spliced from 54 exons. Bases 93 to 6248 code for a protein of 2051 amino acids.